GUUCACGUGACGCUGUUUCACAGAAUCGAGAUCUGCGGCAAUACAGUGUACGUGAACAAUCUCUAAAAACCGUUUCGCAUAUUUCUUUUCUUUAUAGCUUUCGGUAUUGGUUGCAGACUUCAUAAUCAACGCUGCAGUUUGCGGGAUCGAGCUUAUGCUGCUACUGUGCCUCUACGGCUACAGCAUGGCGUUGGCUGCAAGCGACCAACGGUGGUCAGGUCUGCACCGGAGUUUAUCAGAAAAUUCCCUGCCACCGGAUGCCAUGAAACAUAAGUCAUGCAUGCGCCCACUGAAGCCUGUACUAAUGCCACCACCAUCACUGCCAACACCUGCGCAACAACCGCCACAAGAACCACCAGGGACAACACCACAACGACCAGUUACAGCGCCAGCACCACCAGAAAAAACACCAGCAACAUCAGCACCACCAGUACAACCGAAGCGGUCGUCAGCAGCCGUUAAAGACAAAAUAGGCAGAAGGAGGCACGGCAGGCACGAUGGCAAGCAUAAGAGUCGUAAGCUCAAGCCUAGUAGUGUGGUGCAACGUUCUCCGCCUCCCGUGAGGAGGACCGUUACGAGAAUCAAGGCCGGCUUCCAGUACAUACGCCGACGGUCUGCGCAGCUUGGGCGCACUCCCAUCAUGGGCCCAGUUGUAAAGAUCGGGAGGUUUCUGGGCUCUCCGACUCAAAGGGCCUCGCCAACGCGUGAGGACGCACCUCAUGGUGGGCGGAAAUCGACCGAAGCGCUGACGCAGGGAACCGUGCCGACGAGCACGUCAGCCGGGAGAGAGCAGUUCUUCAAAACGCCGUAUUUGGAUUUGCACGCUAAAUUCGAAACCGCGCCCGACGCGGUGGCACGUGACGAUAGAGCUGAAGCGUCAGUAGCAGCUGAAAGAAUGACUAGAGGAAUAGCUACGCAUGCACCAGUGCGCGAACUGGUAAAGGAAUCCAAGCCCUCUGAAUCAGUGGGAAGAGCUCAGCUCUCCAAGACACGGGAUUUGAAUCUCAAAGCCACGUUCGAAGAUGUGCAGCCGGCCUUUCUGGUCGGCGCGCAACGCGGAGUCACGCCAGCCACGCCAACGAAGUGGCAGAAGCAGCAGGUAAUAAGGCACGAGCAGAUACAAGAACCAACGCGAAGAACCUCGGAACCGGGACAAUUGGCAAGGCAAGGUGCAAUGGCCAGGCAAGAACAAGCGCGUGGCCAGAAAUCCGAUGAAGAAGAGUUAAAGCCAUAUGUGCAAAUACGGGCGGUAUUCGAACCCUUACUGCGCGAAAAACAUCCCGAAAAUGUGGCAAGUGCUGCCACAGCCAGAGGGGGGCCCGUGCAGACCGGUACAAUGCGUUUGCGAUCACCCUAUGUGCAUGGAAUCGUCGCGCAAGUCGAGAGACAGUUGCAACAACAGAUGCAGUCUCCCCAUUUCGUAAACAUUACGGCGGGAAUACAUAGACCCGGUGCACCGGAGCAGAGGCGGGCGGGAUUCUACUGCCUGCAUCCACCCCCUAGUGGUGCCAGAAUGGCGGUAGGCUCGUUGCCACCGCUUCCGCCACUUUCCGAUGAAGCACACGGUUCUGUGUGCGUCGCACCGACGAGAGCGACCACCUGCCGUCCCCAGCCAGAAGUAAUGCUACCACCGCAUUUGCCGCAAGCACGAACUGCGGGAACAGCGCGGCAGGAAACCCUGGGAAGAUCGACAGAGGACAGAGAUGGGCAGCACAAGCUAGCGCCGCGGCUUGACCCUCGAUUAAAGGCGCUGCAGUCGGUGCUCAUAAAAGCCAACUUCACUCCCCGUGUGCCGGACAAAACGGUACCAGCAGCGCAGGACGGCCCCGCCGUGCUACCCUCAACAGGAGGACCCUUCCGAGGGAUUGCCGAUAAUUCUCCGCCGUCGUCACCUCCACCGCCGUCGGUGCCACCACCGCCACCUCCGCUACCACCGCCACCGUCAAAUCCGCGCCGAAGGAUUGAACCGUUCUUUUUCCAGUUUGCCGGUUCGGUCGGAACGGAUGACGUGCCGACGUGUGUAAUUAGAGGAGGCAUCACGCAAUCUCUCCCAAGGCUGGUGGACAAAAAACCACAGCAGCCCCAACACUCCGCCAGCGCUGUAUAUCUGGGGAAACCAGCGGAUGAGUUGCCAAAAUCUGUAGAAGGUCUGCCGGAAGAUGCAAAUGACUUGCCGAAAGCUCCACAAGAGCUGCCGAAAAUUCCACCUGAGCUAACACCAACUCUACAAACUCAAGCUGGAGCAGACUCACCGGAGGCUCCCCCGGCACCAUCGGUUACUCCGGCGAACUUUUCUAAACAUGAAAAGAUCUGGAGAAAACACCGAUAG
Molecule: messenger RNA, 2329 nt
Organism: Dermacentor silvarum
Lineage: Eukaryota; Metazoa; Arthropoda; Arachnida; Ixodida; Ixodidae
Product: serine/arginine repetitive matrix protein 1-like
Exons: 2
Coding region: 155-2329 (724 amino acids)
Biological process (GO): actin filament polymerization
Cellular component (GO): cytoplasm; actin filament
Molecular function (GO): microtubule binding; actin binding
Source: RefSeq, a predicted model, not a curated record